Molecule: messenger RNA, 4071 nt
Organism: Penicillium pulvis
Lineage: Eukaryota; Fungi; Ascomycota; Eurotiomycetes; Eurotiales; Aspergillaceae
Product: putative xanthine dehydrogenase HxA
Exons: 4
Coding region: 1-4071 (1356 amino acids)
Molecular function (GO): iron ion binding; FAD binding; xanthine dehydrogenase activity
Source: RefSeq, a predicted model, not a curated record
AUGGCGCCAGGCAUCUUGGAGGCAGAUACUGAGGUUGCUGUCGAGAAGGUGACCUCGCUGGCACAGCUUACCGACGACUGGGAUGAUACAAUCCGGUUUUAUCUUAACGGCACUAAGGUCGCCGUCGACGACGUUAACCCUGAAGUGACGCUGCUGGAAUACCUGAGAGGUAUCGGUUUGACCGGAACGAAACUUGGUUGUGCCGAGGGAGGCUGUGGCGCUUGCACAGUGGUGGUCUCGCAUAUCAACCCUACCACAAAGAAAAUAUAUCACGCCUCCGUCAACGCUUGUCUUGCCCCUCUGGUCAGCAUCGAUGGAAAACACGUCAUUACUAUUGAAGGAAUUGGAAAUGUGGACAAUCCCCAUGCGGUCCAGCAACGGAUAGCCGUUGCAAAUGGCAGUCAAUGUGGGUUUUGUACUCCGGGAAUUAUAAUGAGUCUGUAUGCCUUGCUCCGUAACGAUCCUACUCCUGAUGAACAUGCGGUCGAAGAGGCUUUUGAUGGAAACCUGUGCCGCUGUACCGGUUACAGACCCAUCCUUGACGCCGCGCAGAGUUUUAACUCUCGCAACAACUGUGGUAAAGCGAGUGCCAAUGGAGGUUCUGGUUGCUGCAUGGAAAAGGGCGCUGGUGGCUGUUGUAAGGGGUCAACUUCAACCACUGACGAGGAAAAGCCGGAGCCAAAAUUCCCGGCUCCAGACUUCAAGGCUUACAGCCCGGAUACAGAGCUGAUCUUCCCAUCGGCGCUGAGAAAACACGAAUUUCGACCCUUGGUAUAUGGAAACAAGAGGAAGAAGUGGUACCGACCAGUAACAGUCGAGCAGCUGUUGCAAAUCAAAAGUAUCCACCCGGAUUCCAAAUUGAUUGGUGGAAGCACAGAAACUCAGAUCGAGAUCAAGUUCAAGGCCAUGAAUUACGCCGCGUCAGUUUAUCUGGGUGAUAUUCCCGAGCUGAAGCAGUAUUCUUUCCACGAUGAUUACCUUGAAAUUGGUGCCAAUAUCUCAUUGACAGACCUAGAGUCUGUCUGCGAAGAGGCAAUCAAACGUUAUGGAGCUGUUCGAGCCCAGCCUUUCAAGGCGAUCAAGAAACAACUACACUAUUUUGCUGGGCGGCAAAUCCGGAAUGUCGCGUCCCCGGCUGGAAAUCUGGCAACCGCAUCCCCCAUCGCAGACUUGAAUCCGUGCCUCGUCGCCACAAACACCACUCUUGUUGCCAAAUCACUUUCGGGAGAGCAAGAAAUCCCUAUGACAGAAUUCUUCGUGGGCUAUCGUAAAACAGCUCUACCCCAAGACGCUAUCAUUUCCAGCCUUCGAAUUCCUGUUGCCACCGAGAAAGGUGAACAUUUCCGCGCUUACAAGCAAGCGAAGCGCAAGGAUGAUGAUAUUGCUAUUGUCACAUCUGCACAGCGAGUUUCGUUAUCUGAAACCAACGAUGUGAUCAGUUGCAACCUUGUCUUCGGUGGCAUGGCGCCGUUAACAGUGUCUGCAAAGAAUGCCGAGGCUGCGUUGAUUGGCAAGAAAUUCACCGAUCCUGCAACACUGGAAGCUGUGAUGAGUGCCUUGGAAAUUGACUUUAAUCUUCCCUUUGGAGUCCCUGGUGGUAUGGCGACUUACCGAAAAUCACUAGCAAUGGGCUUUUUCUAUCGAUUCUACCAUGAUAUCCUGUCCGGCCUCGAAGUGAAGUCUUCCGAUCUUGACCCUGAUGUGGUGGCUGAGAUUGAAAGAGCCAUCUCUACAGGAGAGAAAGAUCACGAGGCGUCUGUGAAGUACCAGCAAACUAUUCUUGGCAAGGCAACUCCGCAUGUUUCGGCACUCAAACAGGCUACUGGCGAGGCGCAGUACACCGAUGAUAUUCCAGUACAGCAGAAUGAACUGUUUGGCUGUAUGGUCUUAUCUACCAAGGCCCAUGCUAAAAUCAUUAGUGUGGACUACGCGGCAGCACUGGACAUCCCGGGUGUCGUUGAUUAUGUCGAUCACCGAGACUUACCGAAUCCUGAAGCUAACUGGUGGGGUGCGCCUGUUUCUGAUGAGCAGUUCUUUGCCGUUGACAAAGUAAAUACGGCUGGUCAGCCAAUCGGUGUCAUUUUGGCCACGAGUGCCAAGAUUGCGGAGGCUGGUAUGCGGGCUGUCAAGGUGGAGUAUGAGGACUUACCUGUCAUCCUUACUAUCGAAGAGGCAAUUGAGGCGGAGUCUUUCUUUGGCCAUUACCGCUACAUCAAGUGUGGUGAUACAGAAGAGGCUUUCAAGCAGGCCGAUCAUGUCUUCGAAGGUGUUUCGCGAAUGGGUGGCCAGGAGCACUUUUAUCUUGAAACCCAGGCAUGUCUCUGUGUUUGGAAGCCAGAGGAUGGUGAAAUGGAAGUUUGGAGUGGUACACAGAACCCAACAGAGACGCAAACAUACAUCGCCCAGGUGACUGGUGUGGCUGCGAACAAGAUUGUCUCCCGUGUCAAGCGCCUUGGAGGUGGCUUUGGUGGCAAAGAAACGCGAUCCAUCCAGCUAGCUGGAAUUUGUGCCACUGCAGCCGCAAAGCUGAAGCGACCGGUACGCUGUAUGCUUAAUCGAGACGAAGAUAUCCUAACUUCUGGCCAACGUCACCCAUUCAUGUGCAAGUGGAAGGUGGGAGUCACGAAAGAGGGAAAGCUCUUGGCUCUUGAUGCAGACGUUUACGCCAAUGGUGGUCAUACACAGGAUCUUUCUGGCGCUGUUGUUGAACGAAGUCUAUCACAUAUUGACGGCGUGUACAAGAUCCCCAACGUCAACGUGCGAGGUCGGAUUUGUAAAACAAACACUGUCUCGAACACUGCGUUCCGCGGCUUUGGUGGCCCACAGGGUCUUUUCUUCGCCGAAAGCUAUAUUUCAGAGAUUGCAGACCAUCUGAACAUCCCUGCAGAGGAUCUUCGAGCUCUCAACAUGUAUCAACCUGAUGAAACCACUCAUUUCCACCAACCACUCAAGGAUUGGCAUAUUCCGUUGAUGUAUAACCAGGUCCUGGAAGAGAGCAACUACAACGAGCGACGGAAGGCAGUCACAAAAUACAACAAAGAGCACAAGUGGUCCAAGCGUGGAAUGGCUAUUGUACCAACAAAGUUUGGUAUCUCCUUUACAGCCCUGUUCUUGAACCAGGCGGGUGCCUUGGUACACAUUUAUCACGAUGGUAGUGUUCUUGUGGCCCACGGUGGUGUUGAAAUGGGACAAGGCCUUCACACGAAGAUGGUCAUGAUUGCUGCCGAGGCUCUCAAAGUGCCACAGGACAGCGUCUUCAUCUCUGAGACAGCUACAAAUACCGUUCCCAACACAUCAUCGACCGCCGCGUCGGCUAGUUCCGAUCUUAACGGCUACGCCAUCUUCAAUGCUUGCGAGCAACUCAACGAACGGCUUAAGCCUUACCGUGAGAAGAUGCCAAAUGCGACAAUGAAGGAACUUGCGCACACAGCAUACUUUGACCGUGUCAAUCUCUCCGCGCAAGGAUACUACCGAACUCCUGACAUUGGCUACGUAUGGGGUGAGAACUCCGGUCAAAUGUUCUUCUACUUCACCCAAGGUGUCACCGCUGCCGAAGUCCAGAUUGACACCUUGACGGGUGAUUGGACACCUCUACGCGCUGACAUCAAAAUGGACGUCGGCCGUACAAUCAACCCGUCCAUCGACUAUGGUCAGAUCGAAGGUGCCUAUGUCCAAGGCCAGGGUCUCUUCACCACAGAAGAAAGUCUUUGGCACCGCGCAUCAGGACAGAUCUUUACCCGUGGACCUGGUAAUUACAAGAUCCCCGGUUUCCGUGAUAUACCUCAAAUCUUCAAUGUCAGCCUGCUCAAGGAUGUCGAGUGGGAAAACUUGCGCACGAUCCAGCGCUCGCGUGGUAUUGGCGAACCGCCCCUUUUCAUGGGAAGUGCUGUGUUCUUCGCUAUCCGUGACGCGUUGAAGGCCGCUCGGGAACAGUGGGGUGUCAAGGAAGUACUGAGCUUGCGGAGCCCUGCUACGCCCGAGCGUAUUCGGGUCAGCUGUGCGGACCCCAUCAUUGAGCGCGCCCGAGUUCAGCCAAAGGAGGGCGAGCAGAGCUUCUUUGUUGCUAUCUAG